UAGAUCCGACUGGGGCUAAACUUUUUUUUUUUUUCUAGAAAGUGAGCUGCGGAGAUUUGUACCGCUCACUAUGAGCCUUGCUUAAAAGAAUAUCAACAACAGCUUGGACUUGGCCCGACACUCAGAAAAAGUUGGACUCUUUCACUCAACCGUUUGUGGUGUUUUUUCGUCUUUUGUGGCUGCAUCUGCGUUUUUUGGGGGGACGAGAGCAUAAAUUCCAAUGUGGAGUUUAUGCGCUUUGUUACGUUAACAAGUAUGCCAGCAGGAAAAAACAGGAAAAGGCUGUCUUUCAUUGCAGAUUUCGACAGCUAACACACUUUGGAAGAAUAUCAAGUGCUCGACUUGUAAAGUUUAGAAUGACUCCGAAUAACUUUUACUGAGUGUCGUCGAGAUUUUCAGAUUUCUCCCGGCGUGGAAAAAAAGUUUGGGAUUGGCUCACGUUUAUUUUUUAACUUCCGAAGCCUAACUUUUUUGGGACAUAAAGUUCGAAGACUGUUUUGGGACAAUGGAUCCGAGCCAGCACAACCCUCCUGCCGGACACCAAAUCGUCCAUGUACGGGGCGACUCUGAGACUGAUCUAGAGGCGCUUUUUAACGCUGUGAUGAACCCGAAAGUCAAUACCGUGCCCCACUCUGUGCCCAUGAGGAUGAGGAAACUGCCAGACUCCUUCUUCAAACCCCCAGAACCAAAGUCUCAUUCCAGACAAGCCAGCACCGAUGCUGGGAGUGCCGGAGUCCUCAUCCCUCACCAUGUCCGUGCACACUCAUCCCCUGCUUCCUUGCAGUUAGGAGCUGUUUCUGGUGGCUCACUGUCUGGCAUGGGCUCAACAGGGGCCUCUCCUCAACAUCUUCGUCAGUCUUCUUAUGAGAUUCCUGAUGACAUGCCCCUACCAGAUGGGUGGGAGAUGGCCAAGACAGCCUCUGGCCAGAGAUACUUCCUCAACCACAUUGAUCAGACCACCACUUGGCAGGAUCCACGCAAGGCCUUGCUCCAGAUGAACCAGCCUGCCCCUCCCAGUUCUGUGCCAGUCCAGCCGCAACCUAUCAUGAACCCAGCCAGUGGACCCCUCCCUGAUGGCUGGGAACAGGCUAUUACAGCAGAGGGAGAAAUUUACUACAUCAAUCACAAGAACAAGACCACAUCCUGGCUGGACCCACGACUUGAGCCACGUUAUGCUCUGAACCAGCAGAGAAUUUCCCAGAGUGCUCCAGUGAAACAGGCCGGGCAGCUGCCUCCUAGCAUCAGUGGAGUUAUGGGAAGCAACAACCAGAUGAGACUUCAGAUGGAGAAGGAAAGACUGAGACAGAAGCAACAGGAGCUGCUUCGGCAGAGACCACAGGAGCUGGCUCUAAGGAACCAGCUGCCUACCAGUAUGGAUCAAGAUGGCAGCACAAACCCUGUGUCCUCCCCUAUGGCUCAAGAUGCCCGGACCAUGACGGCCAACAGCUCUGAUCCAUUCCUCAACAGCGGGACCUACCACUCCAGGGAUGAGAGCACAGACAGCGGCUUGAGUAUGAGCAGCUACAGUGUCCCUCGCACUCCAGAUGACUUCCUGAACAGUGUGGAUGAGAUGGAUACAGGGGACCCACUUGCACCCUCCAUGGCAACACAGCCCAGUCGUUUCCCUGACUACCUGGAUACCAUUCCUGGUACAGACGUAGAUCUGGGUACCCUGGAGGGGGAGAGCAUGGCGGUGGAAGGUGAGGAGCUGAUGCCCAGCCUGCAGGAGGCGCUGAGCUCAGACAUCCUCAAUGACAUGGAGUCUGUGCUGGCAGCUACCAAGCUCGACAAGGAGAGUUUCCUCACAUGGUUAUAGAAAAGCCGAGCUGGCCACUCCUUCCUCGCUCCUCUACCUACACUCUGAACUUCUGCCUGCUCUAAUCUGUGAAGGAAUCAUAGAUGAUUUUAUCAGACAUUUCAGCAAGCCUCUCGGGACUUCUGUGUCUGUGUCAGCAUGUAAGGCCAACCUCUUUUUUUUUUUUUUUUCCUGGCAGUAUUGUUCUGUUCUCUUCACUGGUUGUGUUAUCUCUGUAUUUUGUCUGUGUCUUCAAGGCUGGCCUAUGAACAGACAAUUAUGCAAGGGUCCCCAAAUCUUUCACAGGCCUGUCAGUGAAUCUAGGGCAUAUUUACCCACUGGGCAGGUGCUUCCACUCUUCUGCCCUGAUCAGUUAUCCCCUGGAGUCUCUGGAGCCUCUUUCUUGCAAAAUAGCGUGACGCAUCACUACUUAACUGUAUUUGGGACUUUUGCAUCUAGCUAGUAGCUUUAUAUUUGGCCUCGUGUUUUUAUUCUUUUUUGUUGUUGUUGUUUUGUUUUGUUUUUUUCAACAAGCCUGAAAAACCAAAAAUGAUGUAUUUGGAGCAUAAAGAACAAUACUGAUUUGGAGUAAAGGUAACGUGAGGCCCAUGUUGCUUGGGGUGGGGGUGGGAGGGGUUCGAACCUGCGGAUUGACUGCACCGCUGCUUGGCUGUGCCAGCAAGUCUAAGUUAAACCUUUGAUAGAUCAAGUGCCUUCAGUUGUAUUUUUUUUUUUUUUUUUUUGAGAUGCGAGCGACACGAAUAAAUACCCACAUUUCUAUAAUUCAGCGACAAGCACACUGCUGUUCCCGUAAACGGCAGGCAUACUUCCCUCUAAUGUUCAAUGAUCAAAAUUGUAUGUUUGGGGUUCCCAGCCUGAUUCACAAUCCAUUCGUUGUUUUAUCUUUUUUAGUGUUCUAUUUUUAGAUAACUAUACAUGUAUGAUAGUUUAGAUCAAAUGGCAUUUUACUUUCUUUUUUUUCCUUCUUUCAUACAUGGAUUGAAUCAUUUUAUUUUAUUUUUUUUUAGACGGGGUCGUCUGUUAUAUCGCAGCACGACACUUCAAUGAGAUCAAACCAGCCAGGACUUAAUCUUGGUGGUCUGAUUCUGUUUGGACUCUUUUUAAACCCAUUUAUCUGAUUCUCUCGUCUCUGCUUUACUGUAUCCACUUUAAUGUUAUUGUAUUUUUGAUAUUCACAUGCAGCUUUUUUUUUUCACUGUCUUUCCUGAACAUUAACCAAAAAGGCAGGUCUCUUGGCUCAGAACAAAGUAUAGCUCUUUGAUCAAUGAAACCUUAUGACCACAUACAGUAUACAACAGUUACAAUGUUGGAACUCCCCCGCCCCUCCCGUCUAUGCGACGCUGUGUUGAGUGUUUUAAAUGAAAGGUUUAUAGACUGCAGCCAGGACAAGUUUUAGCAGGUUUAAGAGUCAUGUCAAGGGGUAGAGUAGAGGAUCAGUGUGUGACUGAUGGUGGUGAGUUUUUCCUUUUGCCUGUGUUUUGUUUUGUUUUUUUGUUUUGUUUUGUUUUUUGGGGGGGUGG
Molecule: messenger RNA, 3336 nt
Organism: Haplochromis burtoni (Burton's mouthbrooder)
Lineage: Eukaryota; Metazoa; Chordata; Actinopteri; Cichliformes; Cichlidae
Gene: yap1
Product: Yes1 associated transcriptional regulator
Exons: 8
Coding region: 506-1816 (436 amino acids)
Biological process (GO): positive regulation of transcription by RNA polymerase II; hippo signaling
Cellular component (GO): cytoplasm; nucleus
Molecular function (GO): transcription coactivator activity; protein binding; transcription corepressor activity
Source: RefSeq, a predicted model, not a curated record